AUGGUCAAAUCAACACAAAUAGCGCGGCUGGACGGCCUCAUGCUGGCCGCCAGCUCCGACGACGAGCAGGUCGAGAACGAGCUCAGCGAAGUAAAGUCCCAAACCAAAAUGAUCUUUCGCCGCCUCAACCGCAACUCGGAAUCCCAAGCCUCGAUCGAGUCCGGCGCAUACACCCUGCACUACCUAAUCCAAGACUCGGUGUGCUUCCUCUGCAUCUGCGACAAAUCCUACCCGCGCAAACUCGCCUUCACGUACCUCUCGGACAUUGCGCAGGAAUUCACCACUACAUAUCCGUCUGGACAAUAUUUGAGUCAGACGUUGCGGCCGUAUGCGUUCAUGGAGUUUGAUACGUAUAUGCAGCGGACGAAGAAGGUGUAUCAGGAUUCAAGAGCGAGUGCGAAUCUGGAUAAGUUGAAUGAUGAGUUGAAGGAUGUGACCAAGGUGAUGACGAAGAAUAUUGAGGAUUUGUUGUAUAGGGGCGAUAGUUUGGAGAGGAUGGGGGAGAUGAGUGGAAGGUUGAGGGAGGAUAGUAAGAAGUACAGGAAGGCGGCGGUGAGGAUUAAUUGGGAGUUGUUGUUGAAGCAGUAUGGGCCGUUUGCGGGGUUGGGACUAUUCAUAUUGAUUUUCAUCAUAUGGAGAUUCUUCUGA
This is a messenger RNA of Cyphellophora attinorum, 648 nucleotides long. RefSeq names its product Protein transport protein sec22. Gene Ontology annotation, molecular function: SNAP receptor activity. The coding region runs from base 1 to 648 and encodes 215 amino acids. The transcript has 3 exons. Gene Ontology annotation, cellular component: Golgi membrane; ER to Golgi transport vesicle membrane; endoplasmic reticulum membrane. The record is from RefSeq and is a predicted model, not a curated record. Lineage: Eukaryota; Fungi; Ascomycota; Eurotiomycetes; Chaetothyriales; Cyphellophoraceae. Gene Ontology annotation, biological process: endoplasmic reticulum to Golgi vesicle-mediated transport; retrograde vesicle-mediated transport, Golgi to endoplasmic reticulum; vesicle fusion with Golgi apparatus.